This is a messenger RNA of Pygocentrus nattereri (red-bellied piranha), 2706 nucleotides long. Its product is annotated as cytochrome P450 27C1. The record is from RefSeq and is a predicted model, not a curated record. NCBI's taxonomy places the organism in Eukaryota, Metazoa, Chordata, Actinopteri, Characiformes, Serrasalmidae. Gene Ontology annotation, biological process: cellular response to peptide hormone stimulus; C21-steroid hormone biosynthetic process; cortisol metabolic process. The coding region runs from base 43 to 1611 and encodes 522 amino acids. Gene Ontology annotation, cellular component: mitochondrial inner membrane. Gene Ontology annotation, molecular function: heme binding; iron ion binding; oxidoreductase activity, acting on paired donors, with incorporation or reduction of molecular oxygen. The transcript has 9 exons.
UCUUUCACCCGGUUGUGGUGGUUCUGCGCUACGAGCUCCAUCAUGACGGCGCGCAGAGUCUUCAGUCCUGUCCGCCUCACAGCCACUCGCUGGCGGCAAACAGCCCUACUUCAGCUCGAGGGAGCGCGGAGCCUGAAGGCACAAACCAGCGACUUGAACGUGCAGGCCGUCACCGCUGAACCGGGGAAGCUGAAGACCAUCGAGGACCUUCCAGGGCCCAGUCUGGCCACUACCGUUUACUGGCUGUUCGUAAAGGGCUACGCGGAUAAGAGCCAUGCGAUGCAGUUGGAGCAUAAGCGGCUGUAUGGGCCAAUCUGGCGCUCGCGUUUCGGGCCAUUUGAUGUGAUCAAUGUGGCCACAGCAGAGCUCAUCUCACAGGUGAUCCGGCAGGAGGGCCGUUACCCAGUGCGCACAGCACUGCCUCACUGGAAGGAGUACAGAGAAAUGAGAGGCCAGGCUUACGGGCUUCAUGUUGAUACGGGUCCUGAGUGGUACCGUAUGCGCAGCGCCUUGAACCCGAAGAUGCUGAAGCUGCGUGAAGCAGCUGCAUUUGCACCGGUCAUUCAUGACGUGGUGACGGACCUGCUAGAUCGUCUGGAGAGACUGCGUCUGCGCAGCCAGGACAAGAACACUGUGAAUGACCUCGCCUCUGAGCUCUACAAGUUUGGCUUUGAAGGAAUUUCCUCAAUCCUCUUUGAGACGCGCUUGGGCUGCCUGCAGGAAGAAAUUCCCACAGAAACGCUCCGUUUCAUUGCUGCGGCCAACAAUAUGCUGACCCUUUCGGAGACCGUGCUGUUUUUUCCUCGCUGGACCCGCAAAAUCUUUCCCUUCUGGAAGCAGUUCAUCCAGGCCUGGGAUGAUCUCUACAGCGUGGCCCGGCUUUUGAUUGACAGGAAGGUGAAGCAGAUGGAUGAACAGGUGCAGCAGGGUGAGAAAGUGGAGGGCAUGUACCUCACCUAUCUGCUGUCCAGUAACAAGCUCUCCCUGGCUGAGGUGUACAUCACCAUCACUGAGCUGCUGCUGGGAGGAGUUGACACAACAUCUAACACCAUGUCCUGGACAUUGUAUCACCUUGCCCGAAAUCCAGAGAUCCAGAAGCACCUGUAUCAGGAGGUGGUGUCCAUGUGUCCAGACAAGCAGAUGCCCACUACAGAGGACUUGACCAGAAUGCCCUACCUGAAAGCCAUCAUCAAGGAGACACUCAGAUUGUACCCUGUUGUCCCUGGUAACGGACGCCUCACCCUCGACAACGAAGUCAUCGUGGACAAUUACUGGUUCCCUAAAGGGACGCAGUUCCACCUGUGCCACUAUGCAGCGAGUCAUGACGAGAACGAGUUCCCUGAUCCUGAGUGCUUUGUCCCGGAGCGCUGGCUGAGGGGGGUGCCGUCCCGCUCCCAACACCACCCCUACAGCUCCAUCCCAUUCGGGGUGGGAGUGCGGGCCUGCGUGGGUAAGAGGGUGGCCGAACUGGAGAUGUACUUUGCUUUGUCCAGGCUGAUGCAGCACUAUGAAGUUCGUCCUGUAGAUGAAACUCCUAACAUACAGCCUAAAACCAGAACGCUUCUCAUUCCCUCUAAACCAAUCAACCUGCGCUUCAUCCCCAGAGCCUGAGGAAUUCGGCAGAGGGAACGUGUGGAUCUGGUGAAUCCAUCAAGAAUAAUCGGGAAAUCCUAAACAUUAGCUUGCAUUUCCGCUCCAGUGGUAUCUGUGCUUGUCCACACUGUCUCUUAAGCCUUUAGUGCUGACAUGACUAUGUGACUCACUAAAACAAAGACAUUGACACUGUAACUUUAAUUGUAAUUUUAAGACUUUGCACUCUUCUUGUCUAAGAAACAGGCCCUACUUGCCUAACUACAUAGUCAAGACUACAUGACAUGACAACAUGACAUUUGCUGAGAGUGUAAUCUGUAAUCAAGUAAUCUGUGUGCAGACAUACAGAACCUGUCAAACAUUUGAACACCAUGUGAAUGUGUGUUUUUUUCUGGUCUUAGAGAUUUUGAUCUAAAAGUUAUACUUGAAAUUUUAUUGUAAAAAUAUCAAAUGUAAAGUUGAAUGUACAGGGCUGUGAUAGAAUCAGAGACCCUUCACUUAUUGAAUUUCACUUAAAUAGUCAAAAUGUUUAUUUUUCAGCAUUAAGUAAAAAAUAUAUAUAUAUUUAACAGAAAAUGACAGACGCCUCAACAGCAAAAUGUCCUUUUUAGCACUUAGUCUGUCCACACUUUACCUUUAUUACAGCUUCAGUUCUUUUUAUGAGACUUGCUUUCAGUUUUUUAAAGAAAUCUUGUGUUUAAGCUCACUGAAACUAUAAAUGUACAUGUUCAGACGUACAUGUGCUCCGGUGCAUUGUUCAAGUGCACUGUACUAAGGUCGCAUUAGAAUUUAGCUCUAAAAUAUACCGGUUGUGCCUUAAUGUUUUUUCUGUGAAGUAAAUAUAUUUAUGAUUUUACUAUAUAGGAUAUUACUGGCUACAGAAAUGUGUGCUAGCUCAUUUAUUAUGUAUUAUAAGAAUAGGUUUCUUUAGAAAUGCAGCAAUGGCAGUACUUUCUAUGCUUUGUAAUACGUUCCUGUGCAUUGCAUAUAAAAGCAACUACACGUUGGUAAUAGUCUGUAUGGACAUUGUCAUUGAAUGUAAGCGACUUAAAAAAAUAAAGAAAUGUCUAACUUUACACAAAGAGAAUAAACUUUGAUUAUUCUAAGAAGCCUUAA